Molecule: messenger RNA, 228 nt
Organism: Clunio marinus
Lineage: Eukaryota; Metazoa; Arthropoda; Insecta; Diptera; Chironomidae
Source: the annotation of a GenBank genome assembly
AUGGAAAAAAAGUUUUCAGGAUUUUAUUUCUCUCUUAAAUCAAAAGUUUACCUUGUGAAAAGCUCUAAUGAAUCGUGUAACAAGACAACUUUCUGUAAAUAUAAAAAAAUUCUCAUUCAACUUGAAUUUGCAGCCAGCAGCAAAAUCAUAGCAAAUACGUUCAUCAUAAGAUCAGGCCCUAAAGGAACUCACAAAAAUAUUUAUUUUCAAAAACAAAUUUUAAAGUGA